This is a messenger RNA of Aphis gossypii (cotton aphid), 1695 nucleotides long. RefSeq names its product tubulin beta chain-like. Gene Ontology annotation, biological process: mitotic cell cycle; microtubule cytoskeleton organization. The record is from RefSeq and is a predicted model, not a curated record. The transcript has 6 exons. Gene Ontology annotation, molecular function: GTPase activity; structural constituent of cytoskeleton; GTP binding. Bases 202 to 1620 code for a protein of 472 amino acids. NCBI's taxonomy places the organism in Eukaryota, Metazoa, Arthropoda, Insecta, Hemiptera, Aphididae. Gene Ontology annotation, cellular component: microtubule; cytoplasm.
AUUAAUAAACAAACAUAACAUACAUAACAUAACAUAAAUUGAAAACACGCAAAUUAUAAGCAACAUAUAAAAAUUAUUAAAUUUUAAAUUAACACAAUAAAUUACAAGCAAAAUUUUACUUUUACAUUAAAACGGUUAAGCCCGUCACACACUCACACAUUGUACUUAUUUUAAAAUUUUAAGUUAUUUUAUCUGAAAACUAUGCGGGAAAUCUGUCACAUACAAGCUGGUCAGUGUGGCAAUCAAAUCGGCGCCAAAUUUUGGGAAGUGAUAUCCGACGAGCACGGUAUUGAUUCAACCGGAACGUAUCAAGGAGAUUCCGAUCUACAGUUGGAACGGAUAAAUGUCUACUACACCGAGGCGCUUGGCGGAAAGUACGUACCACGAGCAGUCCUCGUAGAUUUGGAACCCGGUAGCAUGGACAUGGUGAGGUCGGGCCCGUACGGUAAGUUAUUCCGACCGGAUAACUUCAUUUUCGGGCAAUCUGGUGCGGGCAACAAUUGGGCAAAGGGACACUAUGCCGAAGGUGCCGAAUUGAUGGAUUCUGUGUUCGACGUAAUCAGGAAAGAAGUGGAAGCUUGCGAUUGUCUGCAAGGGUUUCAAAUGACCCAUUCGCUGGGUGGUGGUACUGGUGCCGGUAUGGGAACGCUUAUAAUAGCGAAAAUCCGCGAAGAGUUUCCGGACCGCAUGAUUUCCACAUUCAGCAUCGUCCCAUCGCCGAAGGAACAAAUCCGGCCCCGAACAUCAUUGGUACCUAGAAUAGUGUCCGCGUGUCUGCCCUGUCUACCAGUCCGCCUACCCGCCAUCCUGCGUGGUUACAUGCAGCCUGUGUCCGACACCGUCGUAGAACCUUACAACACUACGCUGUCCGUGCACCAGCUGAUGGAGAACACCGACCAGACGUACUGCAUCGACAACGAGGCGCUGUACGACAUUUGCUUCCGAACGCUGAAGCUGACCACGCCCACGUACGGCGAUCUGAACCAUCUGGUGUCGACGGUCAUGUGCGGCGUGACCACGUGCUUCCGGUUUCCCGGACAACUGAACACCGACCUCCGGAAGCUGUCCGUCAACAUGGUGCCGUUCCCGCGGCUCCACUUCUUCAUCACCGGGUUCGCGCCGCUCACGUCCCGCGGCGGCCAGCCGUACAGGGCGCUGUCCGUCGCGCAGCUCGUCCAGCAGAUGUUCGACGCCAAGAACAUGAUGGCCGCGUGCGACCCCCGGAACGGCCGGUACCUGACCGCGGCCAGCAUAUUCCGCGGCCGGACGUCCAUGAAGGAGGUGGACGAGCAGAUGCUCAACGUGCAGACGAAGAACUCCAGUAACUUCGUCGAGUGGAUACCGAACAACACCAAGACGGCCGUGUGCGACAUACCGCCCAGGGGCAUGAAGAUGUCGGGCACGUUCGUCGGCAACACGACCGCCAUCCAGGAGAUGUUCAAACGGGUGUCCGUCCAGUUCACCACCAUGUUCCGGCGCAAGGCGUUCUUACACUGGUACACGGGCGAGGGCAUGGACGAGAUGGAGUUCAUCGAGGCCGAGUCCGACAUGCACGACCUGGUGUCCGAGUACCAGCAGUACCAGGAGGCCACCGUCGACGGUCCGGACGACGAAGAAUAAACGCGACGACGAGGACGACGCGUUGUUGGGUGUAACAGACAAAAUAUAUAAUAUACACGACGUGCUACGAUUUUA